Molecule: messenger RNA, 3156 nt
Organism: Ochlerotatus camptorhynchus
Lineage: Eukaryota; Metazoa; Arthropoda; Insecta; Diptera; Culicidae
Gene: TM9SF2
Product: transmembrane 9 superfamily protein member 2
Exons: 4
Coding region: 485-2479 (664 amino acids)
Biological process (GO): protein localization to membrane
Cellular component (GO): membrane
Source: RefSeq, a predicted model, not a curated record
UUUUCUCCAGCAAAAGAAGAUCCACUGAAAUAUUCUUGAGACGACGUCGGGAAAAUCCAUGGAAAAUGUCCUAAAUUGUGCAUUCCGUAAAGUUUUCCGAACGUGAACUUGUUUGCUGACGUGCACCGCACUCGGAAUCAGUGAAUUUGUUGUGUAUUUUUUCGCUGAAAUAUCGAAACAAAUAGUUUUAUAGAAUAUACCGUUCCCACGAAGAAGAAGCUUCUCGGUGCAAGUGCAGGAGGUGGAGGAGGAAGAACCAUUUCACCGUAGAGGCCGAAGUGGGAGUGCGGGUGAAAGUCCUCCUGCUGCAGCAGAGCAGAACUUGCCGGGCUGAGGAAGAGCCGAAGGAAAGAAUCGUGGCUGCUAGCAGAAGUGGACUUCCCUAGUAGGGGUUGUGAUUUUGUUUGCAUAAAUUUACGACUCAGCUUUUUUUCUUGUUCGUUCCCAAUCGAAAGAAGGGUGGAGAUACCAACAAAGAGAAAAAAUGAAAUCGUCGAGCCGUUCGUCGCUUGCCGGCAUCCUGGUGGCUGUUGUGACCAUCUGUGGGAUUGCAGAUGGUUUCUACCUUCCGGGAUUAGCGCCCGUUAAUUACUGCCGGCAGUCGGAGAUGCAGAAAUCGUGCAUGUCCGAUGUGAUCCUGUAUGUAAAUCGACUCAACACCGAGGAAUCGGUUAUCCCUUACGAGUACCACCACUUCGACUUCUGUCCGAUCGAUGAAGCUAACUCGCCGGUGGAAAAUCUAGGCCAGGUGGUAUUCGGCGAACGUAUCCGUCCUGGACCAUACAAAAUCGAGUUCCUGAAACAGUUGACCUGUGAAAAGGCCUGCACCAGAUACUAUGUAGGAGGUGAUCCAGAAAGUGAUCGCCGACUGAUGAUUCUGAAGAAGGGAAUGAGUUUGAACUACCAGCACCAUUGGAUCGUGGACAAUAUGCCGGUUACGUGGUGCUACCCGUUGGAUAACGAUCGUCAGUACUGCAGCACUGGAUUCCCGAUGGGAUGCCUUGUCCGGAGACAUCCGGAUGGAGAUGAGGGCUGCAUGGUGAACCCGAGCUAUAACCGAGCAGGCUACUAUUAUCCCUUCAAUCACGUUGAUCUGACAAUCACGUUCCACAGCGGAGCUACCGAGGAAUGGGGUGUUGCGUUCAAGCAAAACGGUGGCCGAAUCAUCUCCGUUAAAGUUGUCCCAUCGUCCAUCAAUCAUAAGAAUCCCGAUCAACCGGAUUGUUCUAGCAAGGAACCGAUCGAAAUUCCAUCGUCUGCCCUUCCGAAUGGACAAAAGAUGAACAUCACAUACACCUACUCGGUUCAUUUCGUGCAGAACAACACCAUCAAAUGGUCCUCUCGAUGGGAUUACAUCUUGGAAUCGAUGCCGCACACCAACAUCCAAUGGUUCAGCAUCUUAAACUCGCUGGUGAUUGUGCUGUUCCUGUCCGGCAUGGUGGCCAUGAUCAUGCUACGAACACUGCACAAGGACAUCGCCCGCUACAACCAGAUGGACUCGGGUGAGGAUGCUCAGGAAGAGUUCGGCUGGAAGCUGGUUCAUGGUGACGUAUUCCGACCACCACGCAAGGGCAUGCUCCUAUCAGUGCUGCUCGGUUCCGGUGUUCAGGUUUUCUGCAUGUCGCUGGUAACGUUGGCGUUCGCUUGCCUGGGAUUCCUGUCGCCUGCCAAUCGUGGAGCUUUGAUGACCUGCGCCAUGGUGCUGUUUGUGCUGCUUGGAACCCCCGCCGGAUACGUUUCGGCUCGUAUCUACAAGAGCUUCGGUGGAAUCAAGUGGAAGAGCAACGUACUGCUGACGUCCAUGUUGAGUCCUGGAAUCGUCUUCGGGCUCUUCUUCGUAAUGAACCUGAUCUUAUGGAGCAAGGGAAGCUCCGGAGCCGUUCCGUUUUCGACGUUGAUCGCCCUGCUGGCUUUGUGGUUUGGUGUUUCGGUGCCGCUUACCUUCGUUGGUGCCUACUUUGGAUUCCGGAAAAGGUCACUGGAGCACCCGGUACGCACCAACCAGAUUCCGCGCCAGAUCCCGGACCAGUCGAUCUACACCCAACCGAUCCCCGGCAUCAUCAUGGGCGGCGUCCUGCCAUUCGGAUGCAUCUUCAUUCAGCUGUUCUUCAUCCUGAACUCGCUAUGGUCCAGCCAGAUGUACUACAUGUUCGGUUUUCUGUUCCUGGUCUUUUUGAUUCUGGUCAUCACCUGCUCGGAGACGACCAUCCUGCUGUGCUAUUUCCACCUGUGCGCCGAGGACUACCACUGGUGGUGGCGAUCGUUCCUGACAUCGGGCUUCACCGCGGUCUAUCUGUUCAUCUACUGUUGUCACUACUUUGCAACCAAGCUGCAGAUCGAGGACGCCGCGUCCACCUUCCUGUACUUUGGCUACACGCUGAUUAUGGUCUUUCUGUUCUUCUUGCUAACCGGAUCGAUAGGUUUCUUCGCUUGCUUCUGGUUCAUUCGAAAGAUCUACAGCGUAGUGAAGGUGGACUAAAAGAGCCCCCCGCUCGCCCACCAGGCCAGAUUGCAGUCAAUCAGUCGAUCCCUUUCGGAACUACUCCCCCUUCUAAAUAUACUUUAUUCUCUAUUUUUGAGAUAGUUUAAACAUUUGUCUAGACUGUAAGCUUAUUAUUUAAAACUGAUGCAAAUUAUUAGCGACGAAAGGAAAGAAUCAAAAAAGAUUAAAACGAUGCACUUAAAUAUUGAUUUUAUGCAAGGAAAAUUGACAAACUGAGAUGAAAAUCCCCCUGAGUUCUGGUAACAAUGCAAUCCAUUAGUAGACAUAAGGGGUUGAGAGAGAUCCCUGUUAAUUUUCUUCUUAGGACGGGCAAAUCGUGAUAAUUGAUCACUCAUAAGCACCUUCCAAAAGCAGAAACAAAAAUAAACACAAGCAAAAGAGAAAGAAGAGAGUGAUCACAGAAGUUGUAUGCGCAAAAAGAAAAAAACAUAAAACCAAGGAACACAAAGAUUGAUCGGAAGAGAACAUGUGUGUGAUUACUUUUUAGUAGAUUAAUAUCAAAACAGUAAAUGCCUUCUUUUUGUUUAAUUAUUUAACUUGAUUAAGUACAGGAAAGAUUACACGAACAUAAAAGGAAACACUAAUAAACUAUAGCCGUAAAUUAGUAUCUGUUAGGUAUGUAUUAUACUUGUAAUUGGGUGGAUUAACUGAAA